Molecule: messenger RNA, 1754 nt
Organism: Helicoverpa zea (corn earworm)
Lineage: Eukaryota; Metazoa; Arthropoda; Insecta; Lepidoptera; Noctuidae
Exons: 7
Coding region: 84-1427 (447 amino acids)
Biological process (GO): lipid metabolic process
Molecular function (GO): phosphoric diester hydrolase activity
Source: RefSeq, a predicted model, not a curated record
UGCAAGUCUCCUGCGCAGCCGUCAAUUGUAUCGCAAGAACUCGAUGUGGUCGUAGUUCAGUGGCGCGGGAGUCGCACUGCGAAAUGGUUGUGUCGUGGUACGCCGUGGUCGCGCUCGCCGCCACAGCGCUCGGGGCCACUAUUGGACCUUCAGAGAAUCAGAUUUUGGAGAAGUCACAUUGCGGCAGAGUAUGGGUGACUGUUCACUCGCCUGAGGUACGCAUGAACGCAGGCGUGACUCUUUUGGAUGCCGUGGAACUCAACUGGGACUUCAACGGCUGCUUCUCUUUACCUAAACAAAUUGGUCUGUUUGAUGAGAGACCACAAACAUGGCUCAGCGCGCUAUCAGUGUAUCCCGUGUCGUCUAUGGAAGGCCAUGUGGUGACCAACAUGUCUCUUGGUCACGGAACCCUACCGGCGGGCUGGGAUGCAGGCGCGGGCUCUAAAGGGCCCCACUGUCUCUGGCCGUGGGCGGGAGCCGGAGACUUACAUGAAAUACAAACUUACAAUUGUUUGAAAAUACAGCCUACGUGGAUGGAAGACCUCGGGUCCAAAAUUAACAACCUCCGCAUCGGUGAACUAGCGAUCGCAGGCACGCACAACGCAGGAGCCUGGAAGUUCAACACAGAGAUCAGUUCCGUGUCGAGGGAUAGCUUCGUGUUGUGUCAGGAUCGAUCCAUCUGGGGACAACUUGUCCACGGCAUCAGAUACUUCGACUUCAGAAUUGCUUACUACGAAUUCUACCAAAAUGAGGAAGACAGAUACUGGCUGAAUCAUAACUUAAUUAGAGUCCGUCCAUUAGUUCCACUUCUUAAAGAAAUAAGAAAAUUCCUUGACGUUACUAAGGAGGUCGUAUUCUUGGAUGCCCAUCACUUUCCCGUUGGUUUUUACCAACCGGACGGGGCACCUAUUUGGAGUGUCCACGCAGGACUUCUCGAAAUAGUGCAGAGAGAACUGGGCCCCCACUUGGCCCCCGCCAACGAGUUUGGGACUGGUGUGGGCACCAGGGGCCCCACAUUGCAGACGCUGAUCAACGCCAACAAGCGUCUAUUGUUCAGCUAUGUUGAUAACUCCAUAGUAUUACAAAACUCCUGGCUGUGGCCCAUUCUUCCUCACCUGUGGGCCAACACGAACAGUCCGACGGUGCUGCUGCAGUACUUAGACGGUGCCAUCGCCGCGUCGCCGCAGCCCACGGCGCGCUCGCCGCUGUUCUCGGCGAUGGCGCAGACCACGCCAACCGUACUAGACAUACUCUUCCUCCGAGGAUCCCUGCGAGAAAACGCUGACGAAGUCAACCGUAACGUCACCGCACGACUCGCAUCACGCUGGAGGACUCGAGCCAAUAUCGUUUCUACCGACUUCUUCUUAGGAAAUGACGUAGUUGACUUAUCCAUAAUGAUCAGUGUAGAACGUGCCUCACGUUUAUGACGGCACCAAAGACGAUUUCGAAGUGGUGGACUCCACGUGAACGUGUCGCGACGCGGGCGCGCCGGCGUCUCGGGCCGCCGUCCGUGGCUGCCGCGCGGUCGAAACCGCUCGGAACCGCCGCGACCCCUAUACUUACCCAAUCAAUUCAUCUAGUUACCUGCUGAUCGCGAAUAUCCGCCUCAUCACUGCCAUACACAAAGCGGCCAGUGGACAAGUAGUGAGAUAUUUUUAGAUAUUUUAUUUGUAGAUGAACCCAUACUAGUCUGUCGGUCCUUUAAAAGGACUGGUGGGUAUUAAUUUGUACAUAAAAUACAUGUGUGCCAAAGA